Drosophila rhopaloa is the source of this 5764-nucleotide messenger RNA. RefSeq names its product discoidin domain-containing receptor 2 (gene Ddr). Bases 212 to 3442 code for a protein of 1076 amino acids. Lineage: Eukaryota; Metazoa; Arthropoda; Insecta; Diptera; Drosophilidae. The record is from RefSeq and is a predicted model, not a curated record. Gene Ontology annotation, cellular component: signaling receptor complex. The transcript has 17 exons. Gene Ontology annotation, molecular function: protein tyrosine kinase collagen receptor activity; collagen binding; ATP binding. Gene Ontology annotation, biological process: multicellular organism development; positive regulation of kinase activity; cell surface receptor protein tyrosine kinase signaling pathway.
UUGCGGUGGGUGAGGGGGCGGGGCGCGCCGAUUAGAUUAGUGAAAUUAGCCCAUGUGGCACAGCAUCAUUCGAGACUGCGACUGAGACGGCGGGAACUGAGAGGAUCUUUCGCAGGAUUCGCCGGCGCCUGAAAGUCCAGAUCAAUAAAGGAGUUGAAAUGUAUAAGAUACCCGCCCAGAUGAGCAACCUGUGAAGUACACAAAAAAAUCAAUGCGAAAACGAGUCAUCAAAAUGCCUGCAGUAAAAUUAAAAGAAUUUAAUUCAAUUCAUUCGGGAUGCAGCAGGCAGAGCCAAAAUUCCAUUGAGUACCCGUCAGCAAUUAAAGCCGGACUCAAGAACCGUAAACGGGUCGACGGAUACGACUCCUGGCGACCUGCAACCUAUUGCUUAAAAAGCAAUGGCCGAAUUAAUCGUCAUGAUGUUAAUAACAGUAAAACUUUAUGUUUGCUGACUCUGACUUUGAUAUUAUCGGUGGACCGAUUUUGCAUGGGAACGGCAGUCGGAGGUCCAGAGUCAGCUGAUGCCCGAGUACCGAUUGAAGGGCUCUUUGGAGGCAUGGCGAAUUCGAAAAUCGGAACAUGCCAGCAGCCCUUGGGCAUGGAGUCUGGCGUCAUUGCGGAUUUUCAAAUAUCGGCUAGUUCGGCUCAUGAUAUGGGAAAUGUGGGUCCUCAGCAUGCCAGACUUAAGGUCGACAUUAACGGAGGAGCGUGGUGUCCCAAGCACAUGGUAUCACGAGAGCUGAAAGAGUAUUUACAAAUCGACCUACUAAAUGUGCACCUGGUCACCGCCAUACGAACUCAAGGUCGCUUUGGCAAAGGUCAGGGACAGGAAUAUACUGAAGCAUAUGUCCUCGACUACUGGAGACCGAGUUUUGAAAAAUGGAUUCGAUGGAGGAGCACUCAAGGCAAUGAGAUACUGCCCGGCAAUAUAAACACCUACAGCGAGGUGGAGAACGUGCUGCAGCCCAGCAUCUUCGCUUCGAAGGUGCGAAUCUAUCCCUACAGCCAGUACGAUCGCACCGUUUGCCUGCGUGCCGAAAUAGUGGGAUGUGCCUGGAAAGAAGGAAUUGUGUCCUACAGUAUUCCCAAAGGUAUGCAGCGAGGCAUGGAAAUCGAUUUGUCUGAUAAGACUUAUGAUGGCCACGAGGAGAAGGAUCAUUAUAAGAAUGGCUUGGGCCAGCUUGUUGAUAGUCAGCGGGGCAAGGAUAACUUUCGCAUCGAUACAAGUGGCUUUGGCAAAGGCUACGAAUGGAUUGGCUGGCGGAAUGACACUUUGCUUGGCCGGCCUGUAGAGAUCACAUUCGAGUUUGAGACAGUUCGGAAUUUUAGUGCUGUGGUUAUACACACGAACAACAUGUUCUCCAAAGAUGUUCAGGUCUUUGUCCACGCCGAUAUAUUCUUCAGCAUUAGCGGACGUCAGUUCUCAGGGGAGGCGGUGCAGUUCUCGUACAUGCCCGACCUGGUGUUGGAUCACGCUCGCGACGUCACAAUCAAAUUACAUCAUCGCCUGGGGCGCUUUCUGCAGUUGCAUUUGUACUUCGCUGCCCGCUGGAUUAUGCUCAGCGAGAUAUCGUUUAUUUCAGUGCCUGCUGUCGGUAACUUUUCAGACGAUGAGCCUCCCAAAGCGUCUCCGCCGAAUGGCGUCAGUCAGUUGGACACCACCGAGUAUCCGCUGCAGCGCGAUGAAGUCGGACGACCGGUGAGCAGCGGAGGCGAACAGAGCCAGCACACCACUCAAGUUAUCUCUCCGAAACCCAUUGACCACCAGGAACCACCGAAGAGUUUCGUGGGCGUCAUUAUCACAGUGUUGGCCACAAUUAUCAUGCUACUAGUGACAUUUAUAUUGUUGAUGGUAGCUCGUAGCAAACGCUCCCGCGGCAGGGACAACGUGCUGGGAGCGUUUCAACACAAUUUCAACACGGACUCGUUGAACGGUAACGGUGUCCUGAAGGUGCUCCCGACAACGGAUGACAAUGAGUCGUCCAUUGACAAGAACAGUCUGUACCAUGAGCCCUUCAACGCGAACAUGUACACCAGUGCGGCCAGUGCUUGCCCCAUGAAUGACCUGCAGCGUCAGCAUGUAUUGCCGGACUAUACAGACGUGCCGGACAUUGUGUGUCAGGAGUAUGCGGUGCCUCACAUGCAGCAGCUGCUGCCCAAUCCUCCUACUUGUGGGUCAGAAUGUGGGCCGGGAUCGGGAUCGGGAACGGGAACGGGGUCGAGUCCUGAGGCUGUUGUUGCCGCUGGCGACGCCACCGCCAGUGCACGCAACUCUCUUAAUUUCGCCAAACUCCCGCUGCCCCCGCCCCCCGCACCCCCGCCGCCGGAGAAAUAUUACGCAGCCACUCCAAUUUGCAACAAACCCUUGGCUGUGCCGCCGCCGGGAUCCCAGAGCAGCGGGUCCCUCUGCUCCUCGACAACGGCAGCGACCAUGCCCACGUAUGUGGGUGUGGGCAAACCGCAUCAUUACAAUUCGGAUUUGAGCGCUAAUUUCACCGACAUUAACGAAGAGCGGGCGAAUUGCCAAGUGCAGGAGUUUCCACGUCAAUCGCUGGUUAUCGUCGAGAAACUGGGCUUUGGCGUAUUCGGUGAGCUGCAUUUGUGCGAAACAAAUGUGCUGAACGCCACCCUCGUGGCAGUGGCCACUUUGCGACCCGGGGCCAGCGAUACCCUGCGCAAGGAGUUUCGCAGCAAGGCCAUGCAGCUGGCGCAGCUGAGCGAUCCAAAUGUGGCCCGUUUGGUGGGGGCCUGUCUGCGGGACGAGCCUAUCUGCAUUGUGCAGGACUACUCGCACUGCCUCGGCGACUUGAAUCAGUUCCUGCAGGAGCACGUUGCCGAGAACAGCGGCCUGAUUAGCAAUAAAAGUCUGAGCUAUGGGUGCUUAGUCUACAUGGCGACACAAAUUGCAUCGGGCAUGAAGCAUUUGGAGCAAAUGAACUUCGUUCAUGGGGAUCUGGCAACAAGGAGCUGUAUAAUUGGGCCAGAACUAAGCGUCAAAGUUUGCUCCAUCGGAAGUGUGAUAAAUCGGACGGCCUAUGCAUCGGACUAUUGCCAACUCGAAAACUCCUCCGGAAGACAGACUCAGCCUAUGCCCAUUCGAUGGAUGUCUUGGGAAAGUGUUUUUUUGGGAAAGUUUACAACGAAAUCGGAUGUGUGGUCAUUUGCCGUAGUCCUUUGGGAAAUAUUGACUUUCGCCAAAGAACAGCCAUACGAACAUAUGAGCAACAAAAAUGUUAUUGAAAACAUUGGGCACAUGUACCGGAACUAUAAAAUGCAUGAACUUUUGCCCCUGCCUAUUAACUGUCCGCUGGAAAUGUUUGAUCUCAUGUGCGAGUGCUGGCAGCGCGAUGAGUCAAGUCGACCCAGUUUCCGGGAGAUACAUUUGUAUCUGCAGCGCAAGAACUUAGGAUUUAAGCCACACACUCAGACACAUAUGUAUUGAAAAAUUCGAUCUGUAAAAACUCAAAUUAAACUUGAUUUUAGCACAUCAUAAUUAAUUAAUAAAUAUUUCAAUAGUUACAUACGGUUUUUGUAAAUUAAAAACAAUGCAUGUAAACUAAUAUUAAUAACCCAGUAAACCCAAUGUUGUAUACCAAAAGGAAUACAUUUUUAUGCCAAGCCCUGAAUUUGAUUACAAUAGUUUACAAAAAUAAAUCGAUGAUUUAGUCCAGAGAUGAAAACUUUAUAACGUGUUAGAGAAAGUCGUAGAAAAUUGUAAUCCAAAUAACUAGUUUGCUGAAUAUUAUUGGUUUAUCAUAAAUCGAGAUGAAGAAAUAUAUUAAUAUAUUAUUAUAUCAAAAGUCACCGAAAACGAAAGCUUUCAUUUCUAGAGUAAAUUGUCGUUUUAGUUUUGUAAGCUUUUAAAAUUGAUAUAUUUUUUUUCAUCUUCAUCAUAUCAGAGUUAUAGAAUUUAUUUCGGUAGAACACAGGUAUCGGUAAAAAGUAGUCUAGUUCUAAAACCACAAUCAAUUAAAAGCUUAUUAAAUUCCUCAAAUAAUAGUCGUACAUAAAAAGUUUUUAUGUAAAUAAUAUUCGUAGAAGUAAAAUUGAAUCGAAAAAAAUGAGAACGUUGACAUAUGUGUGUACCUAUCGCUCCUCAACCUGAACGCUAUAUAUUAAAUAAUUUUGUUUAACAUAUUUAAUAAAAUACCACAAAAUGAAUCUAUAUUUAUACAUAUAUGUAAUGUCCACCUGCCGCUGCUGCAUUAUUCCCUAAAAAGACACUCUAUCUCAACUCAAAAUUAAAUUUUGACGAUAUAUUGCGAAUUAACUAUAAGCAACUAAAUAUUUAAAAGUCUGCAUAUCAUUUUGACAAUAACUGUUCAAACAAAGAAAAAAGAACACAAUUAUGCAAAAUGCUUUAUAUUACUGCAAGUCGAAUCUCUUUCGAGUUACAAUCUUAGGCUAAACUCAGACAUUCAUUUUCAAAUCUAGGCUAUAAAAAACCCAUUUUGUUAAAUAUAUAUUAUUUUACACACUAUCAAAUGCUUAAAAAAGGUUUCGCUGUAAUAAAGAAAAUAUGUCAUUGUACCAACUUAGUCUACCGAUUACCAAAUUAGACAAGAAAUGUAUCAGUUUUAGUACUAAGCUGUAAAAUUGUUUUAAAUCCAAAUGAAAAACAAAAAUUCAUAGAUUUAUAGUGCCAUAAAGUAAUCUGCCCUGACAUUUGUGAAAUAUACAAAGACAAAUUGUUACUUAACUAUCAGCAAAUUUCGUUUGAAAAAAAAUGCUUGCUUUCUUGUUUUUUUUUUAAUUUAUUAAUUUUUGAUUUUUCUAUCAAGAAAUUUUUUCAUGUUUUUGCAGGUACCAUUUUCUUAAAGUGCUUCUCUUAUUUUACUAAGAAUAAAUUUCAUAAUUUUCUGAACUAGUUAUUGUGGGUCGUUUUUUGAUAUAGAUGCAAAAGCCUCCACAAAUUUAAAAAGUUAUUAAAAAUGAAGAAUAACAACUUUAAAUUGCACCUAAAAAUAUACAUAAAAUACACACAUAUAACACGAAUCAAAUUUGAAUGCUUCUUUUCGAAGGUGAAACUAAAGAAGACACCAUCUAUUCAUUUUUAUACGGAUUUUUCCUGUUGGGGAAAAAGGUUCUUUUUUAACUAACCCCUGUUGUCCUCUUUAACACCAAAAAAUCUACGUUUUCCCAUGCUCUAAAAGUAAAGAUCUCAUCUUAUUAGUUAUUUGUGUUUCGAGUAGAAUAAAAAAAAUAUGUUUUGGUUUUUAGGCGUGUAUUAGGCAAGGUGGCUUUGAAUUAUAUCACCAUUUUCUUUUGGACAGGCCCUAACAUCUGUACUAUUGAACGAAUCCAUAUGACUUUAACGGGAAUGUUGAAAACGGCUCUAUUACUAUAAAAAUUGACCAAUUAUGGUCAAAAAAGCAAAAGGCUAAAAACUUAAUUUAUACUUUAGAAUAAAUAAAUAAAGCUUUUAAGGCUUAUUUUCUUAAUCAUGGAAAUCAAACUUGUGUUAUAAUUGGUGAUUUUUGUAUAAUUAGUAUUAAAAUACAUAAGUUUAAUACCAUUCAUCUUAUCCAAUAAAAGAUAUUAAUUAAUUGAAACGUUUCUCUUGCAACGAAUCAAUUUAAGAAUCGUUGAGCACAAUCAUGUUAAAUAAAAAGAACUAAUAAAAUAAACCACAUUAUGUCAGCUUUUUAAAUAAGAUAAAUUACAUUUGCUUACGAUAUAAAAAGUUUUUGAUUUUCUGGUACAGCUAAAGUCUAAUAAAGAGAAUAAUUUGGACAGAUUUAGGCUGUGGCCGAAUUCAGCGCCA